Molecule: messenger RNA, 23165 nt
Organism: Podarcis lilfordi (Lilford's wall lizard)
Lineage: Eukaryota; Metazoa; Chordata; Lepidosauria; Squamata; Lacertidae
Source: the annotation of a GenBank genome assembly
AUGGCCCAGGUGGGUGCCGGGCCUGUGGGCUCCGGCAGGGCGCGGCGAGGAGAGAACGGGGCCUUGGCGCGGCCUGGCCGCCUCAGCUCCGCCGUCCUUGGACGGUAGCGGCACGCGUGCGAGAGAGCCCAUUCCCGGGCCUAGGCCCUGCGCAGCUACUGGGGGGGGAGCGGUCUUGUGUGUAGGGAGCGGGUGGUGGAGAUGCGGAAUGAUAACGGGGAAUCAUCCCUGCGGAGCCCCCGGGCCUUCUUUUUAUUCGGCUUGGGCCUCGCGGUUCCCGGAGGAGGCUGAAGCUCCGUGGUUGGUGGCGGAACCUUGUUGAUGCGGCUGAGGCGAAUUACUUUUUCUCUCUCACCCGCCUUUAAACAAAACAAAAAAAACCCCACGUUGAAUGGAAUUAUAUGGAAGUGGGUGCGAAAUGGGUUUUUUUGGGGGAUGGCGGGGAGGGAAACCUUAGUAAGAGCAGCGCGUGCUACCCCCGAUCCCUCAAGAUUUGGUUUUUUUAUUUAAUAAAUAAAUAUAUUGGAUAGCAGGGCGGGAUACAAAAGUGAGGCCGAAGAUGGCUCUACUAUUACUUACCACCGUCGUGAAAUUAUGGGACGGAUACACCCAGCCUUCUAAAAACAGUUGUUUAUGGUAGUAGUUUGGGGGCUGUAGCGUACUGGCUUGAUGACUUGUUGUGCAGGUAGGAGGUAAGAGGUUUAAUUUCUUCGGCCUUUUUUAAAAGCACCAAAAAGAAUGCCCUGGUCUUGUGGCCUUUGAAAAACUUGCAGGUGCUUUCCUUGGUUAGAGCCAGUUUGGUCUUCAAAGAAAGUGAUCAAGGAGGCUUUAUUAUGCCUUUGAUAAGUCGAGUUUGAUUGAGGAAAGCUUUUGCCACACCAUAGAGAACAAAAAGCAGUGCCAUAAUCUAUUUGCUUUAUUUAUUUAUUUAUUUAUUUAAGUAAUGCAUAUAUUCUACUUUCUAAAAUUUAUCAAGACAACAAUAUUAAGAGGAAAGAUUAGGAGAUAUAGCAGUGUUUAUCAUGGCCCAAGACAGUCUCAUUUUUUAAAAAAAAAUUGUUUAACAGACUAACACUGCUACCACCCUAGAAUCAGGUUUCGUUGUGUUUUUGAAACUUAUCUCUAGUAGCUGGACUGAGAAAGAUCCUUGUAAGAUCCUGAAGAAUGGUUGCUCUGACUUUGUAUGAAGCAGUUUCCUGUUUCUUCAAAGACUGCAGUCCAUAGUUUCCUCUAGUCCAGCAUCCUGCUUCCAGUUUGAUCAUCCUCUCUCCCACCCACCCCACAUUCAUUAUUCUAUCAUUUGUUACCUACUGGAUUUUGAAGAAGGGUCAGCCUUCUCUUAAAGGAUGGUGGUGAGGAGCUUGUUCUUAGCCCCUUUUUUGCUACAUUUUGAAAGGAUUUGUGUCUUAUUCUGUAACACUAGACAGCCCCUACACAGAAAACAGUGUGUGGUGGUUGUGAUCUAGCCCCCACCUUAUGUUUGCACCCUGCAUGGUCUAUACAGAACAUCUUACGUAAUCUUACGUGCUGUUGUGUUUGGAAGGGAAGAAAUUGUUUAACUCAGGCUUGUUUAAUUCCAGUAGGGUUACCUGCUUUCAUGCCCCCAAUAAAUAAAAGGAAGGGGGGAAACUUUAAUCAACUUGAUUUUGGUUUGUUGGACUUUUGAAAGUAUGGUAGCAGGACCAAUUCUUUGUUUUUAUUAAGCGCACCAUCCUAGAACAAGUGUUGCCACAUGUUAACCAUUGUUAAAACUUGGCUUAGCAUUUAAAUGACAGUGUUUAUUUAGGUGAGGUGUGGCUCAGCAUCACAUAAGUGAUUCUGCAGUUUCUGCAUCAUAGUGUGUGUGUUCUACUGGGCAGAGAUUUAUUUAUUUGUUGUGUACAGCACCUAGCACACUGAUGCCUCAUAACUGGAUAGUAAUUGAAAAUAAUAAACAUGGUAUAUAGUGUUUUAUGGGUGUUCAAAGCUCUGAUUUCUACAACAGCUUUGCAUGGUAGGCUGGUAUUAGGGUCAUGUUUCAUGUUGGGGAGGGGGGAAGCGUGGCUGCCUAAGGUUACAUGGCUCAACUUGGCUGAGAACCACUCUGGGCUGGGAAAACUUGUCACCUCUGAAUCCCAAAGGAGUUUGGAGUAUGUAUCAGCCAAUUAGUUGCUUAGUUUCUCCACUGCAAAACAUAUAUGCCAAAGUCACUUAGUGGAGCAUGUUCUUGCAAAUGGGAGGCCAGUAGGCACAGAAAAUACAUUUGGCUUAGCUGCUUUAGUAUAUAAUAUAGAACUUUGAUUUUUAUAAGCUAUUUUUGUACAUUCAGGGAUUGCCUGAGUGGAUACUGGAAAACUCAUUGGGAAUAUCCAUGUGACAGCUGAGAGAGGCUUGAAGUUGUUUGGUCUCUUCUUUUGCUACUAAAGAAAUUAUGAAGUCUAGGGACUUUCUCUUUCAGACAUAGUUAUGGGGUGAUGACAGCUUGCCUGGGUCUGUGAACCAGUUGUAUUUUGUAAUUUUCUGGUAUCACUUUCACACUAUGAACUUUAGUGGAUUUUCAGAAACUUAAUUAAAUAUUGGAGAUAAGUACAAAAACAUACUAAUUUGAAAUUGUUUUGUUGGUCUUUCGACCGCAAUAAAGUUUUAAUGAUAACAUACUAAGCUACAAAAUCUGUUACUACUCUAUGCUGUUUGCUUUGUCAGAGUUUGAAUAGUGGGUCUGUCUGCAGUUUUUGGUAAUUUUCUCUGUCUUUGGUCAAUAAUAAUUCGGUCAUUAAUUUCAGCAUUCUAACAUUAACACAUUCCAGUCAGUUAGACCAGAGGUUUUCAACCUUUUUGAGACCACGGCUCCCUUGACCAACUACACUCUUUCUGCAGCACCCCUGUGGGGCUCAGGAGCCUAGUUAUGUCACCUCUUGCCUCUCACCCUCCCUUGUGGAGUAUUCCCUCAGCCUCCUUUCCCCUCUCCUUGGGAGUCCUUUGGGCAGCUGCUGCUGUCCUCCCUGGUCUCUGAACUGCCCCCCCACCCCAAAGAGAGGUGCCUCCAAGUGAAACCAUUCGACUGUGGAGCUUAUAGCCAGGGCUGCUGCAAUAAACAGCUGUGCAAGCCUUUGGGAGGCAAAGAUGCAGGAGGGCAUCAGAGGAGGAAGGGAAGAGGAACAGAGGUAGUGUUGCUUGUGGUACCCCUGACCAUCAUUCAAGGCACUCCAGGGUACUAUGGCACACUGGUUGAAACCCACUUACACUAUGAUUGUGAGCCUAAAAUCAGAGGGACUUGUUUCUGAAUAGGUAAAUGGUACUUGCAUGUUAACCUGGUGUAUUUGGACUCAGCUAUACAGCUGCAAAUAAAACGUUUUAAGUGUGUUGUAAAGUGCAUUAUACAAUUGUGACACUAGAUGGCGAUGGUGAACUAUGGCAAAUUCAAUAUAUUCAAUAUAUUUUUCAAACUUUUUUUAAAAGCAUUUUAACAGGGUUAUUUGUAUGAGUCUAGAUUCCUCCCCAGAUAAUACAUUUUUGACAGAUAUUUCUGUACAGUCGUACCUUGGAUCCCGAAUGCCUUGCAAGUCAAAUGUUUUGGCUCCUGAACGCCGCAAACCCGGAAGUCAGUGUUCCGGUGUGUGAAUGUUAUUUGGAAUCUGAAUGCCUGGUGCUGCUUCCGCGGUUUCCAAACAUUUUAGAAGUUAAAUGGACUUCUGAAACGGAUUUCGUUCGACUUCUGAUGCACGACUGUAUUUUGUAAUUUCGGCACUGUAUAUGUUUGCUGCAGGAAACAUUGCUGGUACAAUCAUAACGUGUACUUUGCCUGUAUCGUAUGUGUACCCUAGAAGAAUGGAAUGAUAGAACUGUAGAAUUAGAAAGUACCCCAAGGGUAAUCUAGUCCAAUCCCCCACAAUGCAGGUAUCUCAGCUAAAGCAUCCAUGACAAAUUGCCACCCAACCUCUGCUUUAAAGCCUCCUCGGAAGGAGGGUCCACAGCCUCCUAAAGGAGUCUGUUCUACUGUUGAACAGCUCUUACUGUUCUUCCUGAUGUUUAGAAGAAGACAAGUUUAGUAUUCAUGGAAACAGUCAUUGUGUUAUAACCAUCUACCACUCAUUUAUGGAAUUGUGACAUCUGCACAUCAAAACAGCAUUGCUCCUUUUAAGUUUAUGUAAGCUGGGUCUUCCUUCCAUUUUAUACAAACCAGUAGGUUCUCCUAUUCUCACUUUUUAAAGAAGAAAUAGAAGUAUUCUUCCAGACUUCCAUCCAUCUGCAUUUAUGUACUCUUCCUCCUCUCAGAUAAACUUAAUGUGGAAAGUUAAACUCUUGCACCCCCCCCUUUUCCCCUGCAAAUCUAUUAAUUCAUGGAAGGAGCAAUGGGGAGAGGGAGUUGUGUUGAAAUUGCAUCUCCUAUGUAGUGUGUUGGGGGGUGUGAAUGUUUGAAAGUACUGUGUAUGGUAGGGCUGGAUGAUACCAGUUUUUUGCCAUUGCAAUAUAUCACCUGCUAAACAUUGUGAUAUAUCACAAUGUUUGAAAUAAGGAUGAAGCUAUGCAGAGGCAUUGGCUAGCUUCACGGUUUUUCCCAUAUUUCUGCAUAGCGUGCCCGCACACUCCUUAUGAUUGGUGAUAUAUUGCCAGGUCAAAAAUUAUGAAACUGAUAUCACAAUAUGGACAUCAAACCAGUUCUGGACAGUAUAUUGAUAUAUCACCCAGCCUUAGUGCAUAGAAGUAUUUAGUUUUCUUUGAAGUUUGAAUUGAGCUGAUCCAAACAGCUGGGUUUUGUAGGAUGUGGGAGUAAUUCCUUUAUUCCCUGCUGGUAGGAUUUUUUGGGGGGUUAUAUGGAGGGACUUGGAGAAAUCAAUUAGCAACAGGUAAGAAUUUCCCAUCUUAUCUCUCCAUGGUCACUGCAGUGAAAAUAAGUACCGUACUUUUCUGUGUAUAAGACUAGGGUUUUUUGCUCAAAAAUAAUGUUGGGGGGGGCUCGUGCAUUGUGGGGCUGGGUGAUUGGUUGAGUCCCCCAAAAUAGGGGGUGUCUUAUACACGGGGGGUGUUAUACACAGAAAAAUAUGGUAUAUAUGUCUUUAAAAUAUAAUGUACUUGAAAACCUUUGAUUUUAAUGUAGGUUUUUAAAAUGGGCAGUAAAAGGGUGGUUUGCUGUAAAAAAUAUUUUGGGAGAGGCUCUUCAGGAUUAAUAUCUCCUGUCUUGUGAGUAGGGCACAUAGAGAUAAUUGUGUUUUCUGAAUUUCACCCUACGAGUGCAAGAGAAGACCACAGUGCAAUAAGAAUUUUAUUCACAGGUUUAAUUACUACCAGCUGUGCAAAUUGCUCUCUCACACAAACUAUUUUAUAUAUUUAUAUAUAAUAUUAAAUGGAGGUAUAUUAGAUAGGGAUAUAGAGAUAUAUAUGAAGCCCAGAUUAAAAGUGUGUAUGUGCAGCUAAAAUAACAUAUCAUUUAUAGGUAACCUUAUUUAGGAUUUUAUUAAGGAAGCAGUCCCUAAAAUAUGCCAACCUCAGAUAUGUUAUUUAUGGUGGUCUUAAGCUUCUCUAAAGAUAUCCAGUGAGUACCUGUCUCAGCUGAUUUGAACCCUGCAUCAUCUUCCUUUUAGCCUGCACUUGUCAUUAUCUAGUCUUGCAGCACAGAUGAAUGCAUUUGUUGCGUCAAAAUGUGUGAGAAAAAUAACAUGCAGAUUGCUACACAGAAGUGAUGUUCAUGUAUGAGAACCAUCUUGUGUAAAGUCAUUCUUAAGAUUCUGUGACUGCUCAUAUUGGUGUAACUGUGUGUACAUCACUGGAAUCAUUCCAGUAUCCUUGUAGUUCUCCUUUAUGUUGUCUCUGGGUUUCAGAUUUUGUUAAUUAAGAUAAAGACAAUAAACCUAAUAAUAAUAAUACUCUAAUAUUUAUGAGGUAUUACUGUCUUACUAGAAUUAGCGUUUAAUUAAUAAUAGGUAGUCAAAUGUUUCAUAUGAAAGGAGCUUGCUUUUUUAAAAACUUGGAAUUAAAAAUAAAACUGUAUUUUCUGUGUGCCAAUAUUAGCUUUCAAUAGCAUGUGAGCAGUAACUGUGUUGUAGUCUGUUCAGCAGUUCGUUGACUUAAAGAAGAAUAGGUACUUUUGCAUAGCCCCAUUUUAAUGCUUCAACUGUUUGUUCAAGUCCACCUGCUUGUUCAGUCACCAUAAGCAUUAUUUUUUAGAUUAAACUGCUGUUUGUGUUGCUGUUUAACAGCAUGUAGUUAAAACAUGUCAUUCUGAAUUUUGUGUAGCAGAAUUGUCCUUUAGAAUUACAGUGGUGCCUCGCAAGACGAAAUUAAUUCGUUCCGCGAGUUUUUUCGUCUAGCGAAUUUUUCGUCUUGCGAAGCACAGUGUCGGAAAAGUUUUGGAAAAGCUUCAAAAAUCACCAAAAACCUCAAAAAAGGCUACCACACCGUGUUCUAUGAGUUGCUCCUCGAAGUCAAGUCGCAACUGUAUUAACGGUGUUAAGAAAAAGGAAACAAACUUGCAAGACGUUUUCGUCUUGCGAAGCAAGCCCAUAGGGAAAUUCGUCUUGCGAAGCAGCUCAAAAACCACAAAACCCUUUCGUCUAGCGAGUUUUUCGUCUUGCGGGGCAUUCGUCUUGCGGGGCACCACUGUAGAGAGCAAUAGAAAGAAAGCUUCUCUGAUUAUUCUUUUUUUUCUCUUUGUAGGUUGAAAAAAGAAAAGGACACCUGCAUGCGGCCAGUGAAGAUGCUCUUUACUUCGACAUCAGCUAUUUAAGCUGAAUGCAUUGUGAUUUCCAGUAAUUGAGACAGUGGUUCUGAAAGCUGUCUACAUUAAUGAAAAGAACAAUGUAGUCAGCUUAAUUGAAUCAUCAGUGUUGCAUAUUGAAUAGAGCAUGACAAAUCCGAUCUUGAUGGACUUCUUCAUAUUAGGAGUAUAGAUCAAUAUACCUUUUAUUUAAAGCCUUGUUUUUUGUAAGUUUUAAUUAUGGAGAAUUAUGAAAAUGCACCUCCCCUUCCAAAAGAGCCAGCAACAGAAGCGAAUGUGGAGAACCAUUCUUGUCCCCCACCACUGCCGCCUAAUGAACAGCCUCCACCACCUCCCCUGCAAACGUCCAGUGACGCAGAGGUAAUGGACGUUGGCUCUGGUGGUGAUGGACAGUCAGAUACCCCUGCUGGGGACGCACACACUGUCGGCAGAAUACAACUUCUCACAAAGGGAUCGUCAUGCUACAAAAGUCGUCUUAUCGUAGAUCCUAAUAGUGACCAAAGCCCAAGAACUGCUCGUCAUGCGCCGUCAGUUAGAAAGUUCACCCCUGAUCUUAAGUUGCUUAAAGAUGUAAAGAUUAGUGUUAGCUUUACAGAGAGCUGCAAAAGUAAAGACAGAAAAGUUCUGUACACUGGAGCUGAGCAUGGUUAUGAAGCAGAUACAGAUUUAGGUAUUAAUAAUGUUAAUGGGGGUAUGCAUGCUUGUCCUCUGGGUGGGGGUAGUAAUGGUCAAGCUACACGAGUAGCUGGUGAAAAUGAUGACAAAAAGGAGGAUGAAAAUGAUGUAGAUCAGGAAAAGCGAGUUGAGUAUGCAGUUCUGGAUGAUUUAGAAGAUUUUACAGAAAAUUUGAUGGAAAUAGAUGAAGAAGGAGGGUUUACGUCUAAAGCAAUCAUUCAGAGAGACAAAGUGGAUGAAGAAACCUUAAGCUAUUCUUACGAGGUAAGUAAAUUCUGUUUCUAAUUUCAAACAUUUCUCCAGGUUUUAUAUAUUAACUAAAAGGUCUCUGUACCAAGUAAUAUUCAGCUUAUAACAAAUGCUUAAAUUUAGGAGUGGUGUUAAGAGCUGCUUAACUGUAUGAAAUAUACAUUUAGACAGUACUGAGAAUGGAUAUGUUGUGAUUUGUUUUUUCGUUUCAGUAUGAAGGCUGUGAGAUUUGUUAUUCUAGAGAAUGCUAAGAAAGCGUCAAGUUAUUAAUAAUUUACUUAAAACAUGACACUUAAAUUCUUAGUUGGCUUAUGAUGGGGAUGGGAUUUUGUGGAUCCCUGUACAAAUCAUUCUUGCUUUGACUUCAGUAUUGUCUGAGGAGGAGAAUAGGUAUAGGGGCAUGGUAUAUCACAAUGUGUUUUUCAGGAUGAAUUUGAUAAUGAUGUGGAUGCUUUGCUGGAAGAAGGCCUUUCUGUUCCUAAGAAAAGGAGAAUUGAUGAGAAAUAUGCAGGGGAGAGUGACCAUCAAUCUGAUGGAGAGACAACUGUGCAGCCAAUGAUGACCAAAAUAAAAACAGUUCUUAAAAGUAAGCUAUUUACAUUAUGUAUAACUAUAGAUAUGUUUACUAUGUACUCUUUUUUGCAGUAAUAUUUUUGAGGUAAUGGUCUGAACAUACCCACUAUAUAUUAGUUAUAUUAGUCCAAAAGCAGUCCAUCGGCCAGGUCUUGUGGCCUCCUUGAUAUCAGCCUUCUUUUUUCUUUCUGAAGCAGGUAGCAAAACCAGGAAGUUCCUGGUUGGCCACCAUAGAUGAUAAGAAAUACUGAGUUGUAGGCUCCUCUGGGCCAGCCCAAUACAUUUUGGCACCUGAGGCAAACCACAAAAUGCCCCCCCCCCAACCAGGGAAGAAGGGGUGUGAAGAGCUACGUCAGGAAUAAGGGGAGAAUAAGGAUCUGUAUCGGGAGCAAGGGUGGAAGGAAACUAGUAGCAGCACCUAUUUGCCCAGUGGCUACUGUAGCUGCUGAGGAGGUAACAGAUCUGGCUUCCAAAGAGUGUACUACAGCUGUCACUGCCAUUGGUGCAGUGGCAGCAGUGGGCAAUGCAUUCCUUGGGGGUUGGAUCUACUGCCCCUAUGGAUCCUGCCCCCUGAGGCAGUCACUUCAUUUUGCCUCAUGGGUGGGCUGGCCCCGAGGCUCACACAGGCUGCGUAACCCAGGUAGAUUGGGAUCUCUGGAUGAUCAGCAGUAGAUUGGCAAGGGUUUCUGACAUCACACACUCUUAAAUCUAAGUGUGCGUCUUUUGGAUCUAGCUCUUCUUUGAUCUUGAGGCUCUAUUAAAAUCCAAAGUAGAUCCCGCAAGCCUUAAGUCUGCUCUACCCUGUCAUAGACAUUUAUUGUAUAUUAGUGUUGUGGAAUCCUAAAGGAGAAUAUUUUAGAUAGAUGUUGAAUGUGAGGUUUGUGAAGGUAAACUCUGAACACCUUCAUUAGAAAUCUUCGAGGGGUACUAGACUUGUGGAGAAUAUGCAGUUUUUAUUCUCGGUAGGACCAGUAUCUCAGAGGAAAAAUAACAUCUCAUUAAAAUGCCACACAUAGGUUUUGCAGGCUGGUGGUACUUGGCAGCCCAAUUCAUUGCAUGUAUACUUGGAAAUAAGUCUUGCUUUGUUCAGUGGUAGUUUCUGUCAAAUAAGUGUGCUCAGGAUUGCAGCCUAAAUCAAGCUGGUUGUGAUGUGGAAAAGAGUAUUAAAUAUUUUGCCUUUUGCUUGAUUUUUUUAAAAAAAUGCACAUGGCUUCUCUUGAAGUUAAUAAAUUACAAUAAAGAUGGAAUGUUUUCAGUCCUUUCUGAUGCCACAAAAAGGGGGCAAGUGCAUAUUCCUAGGGAUUUGCAUUCCCUGCUCUUUUUCUGAUGAAAAAGGAGAGGUACAAAAAGAGGCCUGCAAUAAAUAUAUUGAACAGCGGUCAGUAUUUGUAAGAAAUCAAUCUUUCAGUGUGAUAGCACCCACUGCCAUACUUUAGGGAAGUCUACCCAUGUUUAAAUCUGGCUUUCAGUUCAUCAUCAAUUUUAAUUAUUUUUUGGAAGGUUUUAAGUCAGCUUUCCAAAUUGUGUGACAACAUGUUAGUGUGUCGGCUGCAGUGUGUAGGUGUGUUACAUGAAUGCUCCCUGUGCUGCUGAGGGGUUAGUUUAACCUCCAGUUUGCUAGUAAAUCUGAAUUACUUGUCAUGAAAUGAUGCAUGUCUAAAAAAUGUGUCACCAACACGAAAAGUUGGGAAAACUCUGCUUUAAGUAGUUGUUUUGCUGUUUUUUACUGAUAAUUUAAUCAUUUUGUUCUUUUUGUAAACAGCUUGUAAGGGUUUUAAAAAGUUGAUAUGGUGCAGCAAACAAGUUGCAGCUUGAAUAAUACUGAGGAUGAGAGAGAGAGAGAAAACAAUAUAUUCAUAUUUACUUCCAUUUUGCUUUCAUGUGCAACUUGCUGUUCAAAAUACUGUUUCACCCUGGAAAGCAAAUUGCUAACUUUGUGUACAGGUUGGAAGUAAAUGCAAUCUGACCACUUCAAAAUAUUACGGGGACGUAUGGGGCAUCGAUUGAAUGUCAUUGUGGGCCUUCAAAAACAGGGAGCCCCUUCACAGCCUUGCUAUUAACUAGGGGUUGGGAGAGGUGGCAGCAGCUUUUACUCUCCUCUUGGUUGAUCAUUUACACUGAUAUAUUUCUUUGAUAUAUAACUUCAGACUACUUGUGUAUCCUUCCAACCACUUUUGUUGUGAUAAGACAUCUUGUGCAUUGAGCAGUUUCUCCUUUUUUCUGAAGGUCGUGGCCGUCCACCUACAGAGCCCUUGCCUGAUGGAUGGAUCAUGACAUUCCAUAACUCUGGCAUUCCUGUAUAUCUGCACCGAGAAUCCAGAGUUGUCACCUGGUCCAGACCUUACUUCUUAGGAACAGGAAGCAUAAGGGUAUGGGACAGACUUCAAUAAAUUUGGUCAUUUAGAGAAAUUAGAUUUUGAAUAUAUCUGUAGCCUUUUGUUGUGAUUAUUGUAUUGUUGACAAAAAUGUCACUGAAUAUAGUUGCCUAAAGACCUACAGUGGUGCCCCGCAAGACGAAUGCCUCGCAAGACGGAAAACUCGCUAGACGAAAGAGUUUUCCGUUUUGGAGGUGCCUCGCAAAACGAAUCUGCAAUGGGCUUACUUCGCAAGACGAAAAUGUCUUGCGAGUUCCUGGUUUGUUUUUUUCCUUUUCCCCCUCUUUUUCUAAGUCGCUAAGCCGCUUAUCUGCUUAUCUGAUAAGCUGAUAAGCUGCUAAAAGCCGCUAAAAGCCGCUAAUAGCGCUAAUCCGCUAAUCCCGUCAAUGGGCUUGCUUCGCAAGACAAAAAAACCGCUAGACGAAGAGACUCCCAGAACGGAUUCUUUUCGUCUUGCGAGGCACCACUGUACUUUGGUUUUACUUGCUGGUUCAGUUUAUGUUUCUAAAAAUGUGCUGUGUUUCUAAGAAUUAGUUUCCACAGCACCUUGGGAAACCAAGUUAAAUAUGAAGGUAUCUGAAUAAUAUCAUGUCGAUUGUAUGGGGAAAUAUUGCCUCUUUUAAUGCCAUUUGUAUAAAUAUAUUUUAGAAUUUUACUAGGCUGUAUCUAAGUCAUAAUUGGAAACAUACAGCAAAUUCAACAAUGUUAUAAAAUUUUGUAUUUUCACAAUCAUAUCGUGCUGUUGCUUCAUUAUCUUCAUUUAUUAAACUGGGCAUUUUAUAGGAGCACUGCAGUUCCAGUGGAUUGCACUUACGUCCACAUGGUAUUCUGGUAAUAAUUGAAUAACUGCAUUAACAAAUAAAAUAAUAAAUUCAGCAUGACUUUGCAUAGUUCCAAAGUGCAAUUCCCUUUUGUUCACCUGCAUACAACUUCCAUUCAUAUGUUGAAGGUUAUAAAUGGUUGACAUGCUGUGGCUGGCUAUAUAAAGCAUAAAAUAGCUUUUCGACAACAUAGUCCAUUUUCUUGAAAAUGCUCCCCUAGCAAAUCUCUACAAAGUUCUCAGGAUCUCAGGCUUUGCUGGUGUAUGAUAGGGGAGGCAUAUAGCAAACUUUGAACACUACUGGAAGAUGUUAGAUCUGGGUUUUUAGAUUUGUUCUCAUAAUUUUAACUUUAAAAUUUUAUAUUUGCAGAAACAUGAUCCCCCGUUGAGUAGCAUUCCAUGUUUGCAUUAUAAGAAAAUGAAGGAAAAUGAGGAAAGGGAACAAAGUAAUGACAUCACCCCAAAUGGGGAAGUAUCGCCUAUAAAACUCAUGGAUAAGUCUUUAGAAUUUGACUGCCAAACAGAGGAGCCGGACUCCACUGCUGCUGAUUCUGGGACUUUAGAUGAGAAAGACCCACCCGGGGGAGAUGCAGCACAAGGAGCCUUAGGUCAAGUUAAGGCCAAGGUUGAGGUGUGCAAAGAUGAAUCAGUAGGUAAGUGUCAAAAAUGUUGAUUUCUUGAGUGAUAAGAAUCUAACUCAAGCAUGUAGGCUUCCUUGUGGAUACAAUGGCACUUGGCUUACAGAUGUAGAACUUGCGAACGCAGAGGGCUGCAAGCCUAGGAGAUUUCUAUACUAAACCCAUUGUUGUUGUUGUUGUUUAGUCGUUUAGUUGUGUCUGACUCUUCGUGACCCCAUGGACCAGAGCACGCCAGGCACUCCUGUCUUCCACUGCCUCCCGCAGUUUGGUCAAACUCAUGCUGGUAGCUUCGAGAACACUGUCCAACCAUCUCGUCCUCUGUCCCCUUCUCCUUGUGCCCUCCAUCUUUCCCAACAUCAGGGUCUUUUCCAGGGAGUCUUCUCUUCUCAUGAGGUGGCCAAAGUAUUGGAGCCUCAGCUUCAGGAUCUGGCCUUCCAGUGAGCACUCAGGGCUGAUUUCCUGAAGAAUGGAUGCGUUUGAUCUUCUUGCAGUCCAUGGGACUCUCAAGAGUCUCCUCCACCACUAUAAUUCAAAAGCAUCCAUUCUUCAGCGAUCAGCCUUCUUUAUGGUCCAUCUCUCACUUCCAUACAUCACUACUGGGAAUACCAUGGCUUUAACUAUACGGACCUUUGUUGGCAAGGUGAUGUCUCUGCUUUUUAAGAUGCUGUCUAGGUUUGUCAUUGUUUUUCUCCCAAGGAGCAGGCGUCUUUUAAUUUCGUGACUGCUGUUACCAUCUGCAGUAAUCAUGGAGCCCAGGAAAGUAAAAUCUCUCACUGCCUCCAUUUCUUCCCCUUCUAUUUGCCAGAAGGUGAUGGGACCAGUGGCCAUGAUCUUAGUUUUUUUGAUGUUGAGCUUCAGACCAUAUUUUGCACUCUCCUCUUUCACCCUCAAUAAAAGGUUCUUUAAUUCCUCCUCACUUUCUACCAUCAAGGUUGUGUCAUCUGCAUAUCUGAGGUUGUUGAUAUUUCUUCCAGCAAUCUUAAUUCCGGCUUGGGAUUCAUCCAGCCCAGCCUUUCACAUGAUGAAUUCUGCAUAUAAGUUAAAUAAGCAGGGAGACAAUAUACAGCCUUGCCGUACUCCUUUCCCAAUUUUGAACCAAUCAGUUGUUCCAUAUCCAGUUCUAACUGUAGCUUCUUGUCCCACAUAGAGAUUUCUCAGGAGACGGAUGAGGUGAUCAGUCACUCCCAUUUCUUUAAGAACUUGCCAUAGUUUGCUGUGGUCGACACAGUCAAAGGCUUUUGCAUAGUCAAUGAAGCAGAAGUAGAUGUCUUUCUGGAACUCUCUAGCUUUCUCCAUAAUCCAGCGCAUGUUUGCAAUUUGGUCUCUGGUUCCUCUGCCCCUUCGAAAUCCAGCUUGCAGUACAGUAAAUGCUAAUUCGGUAUUCCAUUUCUCCUUCAAUUUUUAAUGAAAUGCUGCUGCUGCUUGUGUGUUUUAAAUACAAUUCCAUUGUAUUUAGUUGUAGUUAUAAGCAUUUAGUUGGUUUGUUGUAUGCUGCAGCCCUUUUUCAGUUCUCCGAUGGAAGCACAUGUUAAAAUAAUUUGGAUGUGCAGUAAAACCAAUGUAUAAAUCUUUACUUCAAAUAUUCCAUCAUCAUGCAUAGUGAAAUGCUAGAAUUGUAGCAUAGCUGGGACGUGCCAGCCAUCAAAACUAGGGAUUGCUAACCUUUUGAGGCCUGUGGGCACACUUGCAAACUGGGGACAUUUGAGUGGGCACGCUUGCACACAGCAGCAGAAUGCUUCUUUUGAGCCUAACCAUUUUGUCACUGUCUUUGUAAUGUAAAAGUGGUAGUUUUAAUUGACCAUGGGGAUUGAAUAUUUUUCCUAGAUCUUGAAGAUUUUAGACACUAUCUUGAAAAGCGUUUUGAUUUUGAACAAGUAACUGUAAAGAAAUUCAGAACCUGGGCAGAGAGACGACAGUUCAAUCGUGAGAUGAAGAGGAAACAAGCAGAAUCUGAGCGACCCAUUUUACCAGCCAAUCAAAAACUUAUUACUUUGUCUGUGCAAGAUGCACCCACAAAAAAAGGUAAGCCGUUUUAUGUAUGUUAACUUUUUUCAUUAGACGAGUGCUUAGUUUUUGUCUGAGUUGGAUUAGUACUGGAAGUAACAAAAUGCAUGUGUAAAAAUGAUCCUAGCUUCCCUGCAAAACAGGAUGCUUGCAAUCACCUGGUUCCUCUUUAAAUAUGAAAAUUUGGGUUUGCAUACCCCAAAAUGGUCAGGGCACCAGGUUCUAAUAGGGCUCAAUUGAUGAUUUCCCUGCCUUUCAUAAAACUGACUUUCUUGCCAAAAAACUUUUUUUGAAUGCUUAUAGAAGUCUUGUCUUGAUUUCAAGCUAUGACAGUAUUAAAGCUGCUUGUCUUCAUUACAGAUAAUUGCUUUUGGAUAUGGUAAUGUUUUGUCUUAGAAGGACUUGGGACAUAAUACUUUCCUUGUUUGAUUGUGCAGCGACCAAUUUGUUGUAAGACCAUGUGAGGAGAGGUACAGAAGUAGUGAAGCCAUGCUAUCUGACUUACACUUUAUGGAAGCUUUCCCAAGUACUUCUGUAGCUUGAACCUAAUUCUGUACUUGGCAAGUGUAGAAUGGUCUACCUGAAAUACUUUGCUUUGUGGAGCAGGAAGUGAUGGAAACUGAAUGGGAAGGGCCAGAGCUCUAUUGCAGAACAUCUGCUUUGUAUGCAUAAGGUCUCUGGUUCAAUCUUGAGCAUCUCCAGGAAGGGGUGGUAGAGGCAUGUCUGAAACCUUGUCAAGCUGCUAUCAGUCAGUGUAGGCCAGUGUUUCCCAACCAUGGGUUUCCAGAUCACAGUUCCCAUCAUCCCUGACCACUGGUCUUGCUAGCUAGGGAUGUUGGGACCUGUAGUCCAAAAACAACUGGAGACCCAAGUUUGGGAAAUGCUGGUAUAGACAGUACUGAGCUCUGACUUUAUAAGCAGCUUCCUAUAAGCAGAUCAUUGAACGUGAAAUAGAAUAUGUCCAGUUAUUGUCAUUGGGAUUGGUUAUUGGAGAUAUUCUAUAUAUCUUCUCCAAAAUGAACACUCUGAAAUUAAGGAGCGAGUGCCCACAUACCCAGCCAAUGACUCUGCAUGUGAUAGACAUGUGUCUCCUUUUCCCCCUCACACAUAAAGUAUUGUGUAAUGUGGGUGUUUCAGUUAUAGAGGCAUAUCCAAGUGAUUCUUGCACUUUGAGAAAUGUUACGUUGGGGAGGAGUAGAAGAGGGUAUGUACCUGCCCCUCUUUCAGGCAAACUAAGUAGUAUGUGAACUUGUCUAAGCUGAAUUAGAAUACUGAUUUUACUUUUUGCUUUAUGAUCAGGAGCUCCUAAUCUAUAUGUUAUGCUGUUGGUAGUAAAAUCCUUAAAGGCAUUUGUAAAAUGUUUUUCUUAAUAGAGUUUGUUAUUAAUCCCAAUGGGAAGUCUGAAGUUUGCAUCCUUCAUGAAUAUAUGCAACGAGUCCUAAAGGUUCGACCUGUUUACAAUUUCUUUGAAUGUGGUAAGUCUUCACUAUAGUAUUUUUUUGUAGGACAACAGUUACUUGCAGUGUCUGGGCUGUACAUGAUCUAAGCUUGAGCCAAGUAUUCCAGGAAAAUAAACAGUAUAGGCAUUGACAGGAUGCGCACUGCAUCUAGAAUAACGUAAAUUAAGAAGUGUCCCUUGUUGGUUUUGAAGGAAAAACUGACUCAUUGUAAUGUGCAGAUUCCUAGUUUUGUUCAUUCAAAAUGUCAAUCACCAACAGAUGGAAAUCAAAGUCUUAAGAUAGCAGGUCAUUGACCAGCUAAUGUGGAAUCUGAGAACUACUAAAUUAAGCGUUGCAUAUUGAUAGCACUUGUACAACCUUUUUAGAUUACAUCUUAGAACUUUAACAUAGCAUCUGAGGACUGUGUUAGCAUUUCAAAAACUUCUUUUUUAGUAGUUAUGUCACAAACAGAUGACAUAAGGAAAUUGUCGUUUUUAUUCUGUAAACCUGUGAUGAAAGCAGCCUGUUUGCAUUAUUUGGUCAAAAUCACUUUUGUUUAUCUUACACAAAGAGAAUUGGUAGUUCUCAGACAUCCUAAAUCAUGCAGGUUUAGGAUUUGUUUAGAAUAUGGUGGCUUCCCAUUUUCUCUCCUUUUUAAAGAGAACCCAAGUGAGCCUUUUGGAGCCUCGGUUAUUAUUGAUGGAGUGACUUAUGGGGCAGGUACAGCAAGCAGCAAGAAACUUGCGAAGAAUAAAGCUGGUAAUGUAAACAUAUUUAAAUAUCGUGUAUUGAAUGUGUGCUUGAUAGCCAGUACCAAUAAGGUUGCAAUCCAAAGAGUCUAUGCAUUUCAGCUCUACUGUCGCAAAAUGGGCUUUACUCCGUAAUAAAUACAUGCAGGUUUAGGGUGUAUGUACCUUUUAAUACAGGGGUAGCUAACCUUUUCAGGCAUCCAGGGGCCGCAUGUUGUAAUGGGCAUAUAAGUGGGCAUGAUUAGUUUUGUUUUUUAAAAAUGCAGUCGGGAAGGGGGACCAAAAAAGCUUUGGGCUUCAUACAUCACAGUGGGGAGCCAGUUUUUUUUAAAAAAAAUAAAAUUACUAUUUAAAAAAAAUGACAGGUUGGAGAGGAUAUGCGAGUCAUGGGUUAGCAAUCCCUUCAUUAAUGGAUAAUAUUGAGUACAACGUUCUUGAACGAUUUAAGAAACAAUUAUAGUACUAGUUCUACAAUGUAUGGAUUAAAUAGAUUUAGAAGAACUCCUUUAACCUUUUAAACAGGUGAAGCAAAGGAUGGUGGCUCAUGAGGAAAGAUGCAGCCUUGGGGCUGCAGUACAGUAUUACUUCUCAUAUUUUUAAGUUGGUGGGAUUCAAGCAGUCUCUAACAAUGAGCAGGACUGCAGUCUUGGAGCCCUGAUGUAAUGUAUGGAGAGUUCAUAGCCUCGGAACUUGGUGGAUUGAGCCUGUGGUAUUUAAUAUUGAUUCUGUAAAUGCUGUAUAAACACAUCCUGUGCUUAUCACACAAGUUGAUUGUAAAAUAGAAGUCUUUUUUCUACUGUAAAAACAGUUGGAAAUUUUUGUUUUUGGUUCAUCGACAUUUGUCAGAAAUGUAAUUUUGUGCAAUACGCGAUUAUGGCAAGACCCUAACCCUUUCAUUAUCUUCCAUAGCCCGAGCUACACUGGAAAUCCUCAUUCCUGAUUUUGUUAAACAGACCUCUGAGGAAAAGCCCAAAGAUAGUGAGGAACUAGAGGUAUGGACUUUACAAUGCAAUCCUGUGCAUCUUAACACGGAAGUAAAUCCCAUUGAAUUCAGUGGGAAUUGCUUCCCAGUGUGUGUAGGAUUGCAACUUUAAUGGAAUGUGAUACAUUAUUGUUGUUUUUUGUGGUGGUGUAUUUUUAUCUUGAGGGACGUCGGUGGUGCUGUGGUCUAAACCACUGAGCCUAGGGCUUGCUGAUCGGAAGGUCGGCGAUUUGAAUCCCCGCAACGGGGUGAGCUCCCGUUGCUCGGUUCCAGCUCCUGCCAACCUAGCAGUUUGAAAGCACGCCAGUGCAAGUAGAUAAAUAGGUAACACUCCAGCGGGAAGGUAAACGCCGUUUCCGUGAGCUGCUCUGGUUCGCCAGAGGCGGUUUAGUGUUGCUGGCCACAUGACCCGGACAAACCCGCCGCAUCCCCAGAGUCGUUCACAACUGGACUUAACUGUCACGGGUCCUUUACCUUUACCUUUUUAUUUUUAGCUUAACCCACACAGUAGCAUUUUGCAGUUCUUUUAAUAAUUAGUUGCAUUAUAUUACAUUGUAGACUGUAUGAAAGUGCUUUGAGGAUAAAGUUUCAAAAAGUUUUACACUGACACUUUUGAAAUAGUGGAUUAUAUCCAAGUGCUCAUCAUUUAAGAGUAGACCUAUUGAAAUCAAGUUACUCAAAGUUUAUUUAAAUGGGUAUGACUUAGUUGGAAAUAUCCCAUUUUCACUAGUAGUCAAAUAUUUUUUUAAACUGGUGAUUAACAUUUUCCAACACAUAAGUUCAUAGAUUCAUGAGUAUAGCUGUUCAGACAUGCUAAAAUCAGAUUGCAAUCCUAUACACACCUGAGGGCAAGUUCAAUUGAUUUCAGUAAGGGCUUAACUUUGGAGUAGACAUACACAGGUCAUAUGAUAACCUAUUUCCAGUGUCUUAAAAUGUAACAGUAUGUGUCUGCUGUUGAAUUGUCAUGGUUUGGAAUAUUUACAACCAGUCCAAUAAAAUUAUUUCUAAAUAAAGCUUAGAAUUUGUUUUAAAUAUAAUAUUUAAAUCACACUGAAUACGUUUUAUUGAAUUUUUGCUCCAGUCGUUCUUUGCUCUUCAGAAGAGUUAAGAUGUUUGUGCAGCAUAUAAUAUUAAUACAACAUUUUUAGUCUUAUUAAAUGUAAGCCAGAUAUAAAUGCUAAAUCAGAUCUACAUCAACCUUUGGACAGUGGGAAAUGUUCAGACUGAAAGUCUUCCAGAAAUACUCAACAAUGAACCUAGAUAUUUUCCUGGACUAUCUAGAAUAGGGGGGAAAGUGGGUAAUAUGAAAUUUCAUUGAACUUGUCAAAAUUUUGAAGCUGAAAUGAUCUGCUUAAUGAGCUGAAAUAGGUGUGAGUCUUGCACAUCACUGCUUAUUUCCUUCUUUCUUAGCAAAUUGCAGUUAUGCAUGGAAGUCUUCAGUUGAACAUUUACCAUUCCGAUUAAAUGGGAAUCUACAGUUACCAAUUUUAGAACAAGGCUGGAUCUUAGCAGCUUUUUGGAGCUAGUUUAUGAGCUGAUGUUUUCCAAAUCUGGUAGCAAUAGUUUUCUGGUUCAGAUGAAAUGGGAGAUUAUGGUUAAUUGAAGAGUUCCUGGCUUAUUGUGCUGGGCUGAGGCAGCAGGUUGACAGAAGACUUGGGCAUUUUCUUGGCUUAUUCAUCUGAGAUAAGAUUGUCUGACAGCUGUGUGUGACUUGUAAUAAACUGAUUAUGACAGUCAUUUCCCCCUCUUUCUAAAUAUUACUAUCUUUUAAGGCUAGGCUUAUAUGUAUUUAGGGUUUUUUCCAGCCUUUACUCAUAGUCUUCCAAAACUGUAUUAAUCUUUGUUUUAGGCUUCCUUAAAAUGGAGUAUGUGGCCAGCAUAAUUAUCUUGCUAACUAAAGUGAAGCCAAAGCAAAAUAAACUAGUGGUAUUCUUAUAUAGUGAAACAUUUAUUUCCCAAUGAAUUCAUUUAAGGCUGCACAAAAUGGCAAUAAAUAAUAAAUUUUGAUGGCACAAUGCUAUGCAGAGUGUUCUGCUUAGUACUGCAGCUCCAUCCUUCAGGCAUAAACUUUAAAGUCAAGGCUCAGAAUUCCUUUUUGCCAUUUAAGUAAUGAUGAUCUACCAAUUUUGUUGCAGUAUUUUAACCAUAUCAGUAUUGAGGACUCACGGGUAUACGAACUGACCAGUAAAGCUGGACUAUUGUCUCCAUAUCAAAUCCUUCAUGAGUGCCUUAAAAGGUAAGGUUGGGUACUGCUAAUGUGUUCAGUAGAAUUACGGAUAUCCCAGUGUACAUUCAAAUCUCCUGAGCAGUUGUGUGUGGGGGGGUGCUUUUUACUAAUGAAAAUUAUGUUCAUAUGUUCUUCUGUUUUUUGUUAAUGUUACAAUGGCACAAACAAUUCAUGCUUGAAUUCAUGCUUACAGACGGUCCCCUAACCUGUGACAGCUAUUCAGCAACAGUAGUGGGACCAUGGAACCAUCUGAUGGGAAACAUGAGCCUAGAAGUCUCAUGCCAACUAUACGUUUGCUAUACUUUUCAGUAAUAGUGCUCACAAAGCAGAUGUAAAGUUUGACUCUGAACCAAACAGUUUAGCUUGCCCUCUCAAAUGCAGGCAUGUUAAAUUAUUUGUUUUGGCAUGAUACUUCCAAAUUACACACUUUAGACACAUUAAUUAAAAUGGAAGAGCAUUCAGCAUGUGAAUUCCUCCAGUGAAAUCUUGAGAAAUGCAAAUGUGCUUAACUUUGGCAAUAUUUUUGUGGGUUUUUUUAAGAUGUUAAAGAAACAUUCAUUUUUGACCGGUUGUUUGUUUUGCACAAAAGCAAUAUUCAAUAUUAGGAGCAUGUGUAGAAUGUUGGGUAGAAAACAGGAUUUGUUGGUUAGAUAGAAAUAAAAAUAAUUUUUCAUUAGCCAGAUCUCUUACUUUUGAAACUUUGUUAGCCACAUGUGGUAUAAGUAGAGAUUGUGGUUUGGUAUGCUUAACACCAUUUCAUCUCUGUAAGAAACCAUGGAAUGGGUGACACAUCCAUCAAGUUUGAAGUGAUUCCUGGUAAAAAUCAGAAGAGUGAAUAUGUCAUGACAUGUGGGAAGCACACCGUGCGUGGCUGGUGUAAGUAUGAUGGCUGGUUUGAAAGCCUUUGAGAUGAAUAUUCCUCUUCAUUCUCUGCUUCAUUGUGUAGCAUUUGUUUCUAAUUUUCCUGAUCUUUGUGCUUUACCUGUGUUCUUGUAUACACCAGUCUCAUGGCCUUGACACCACUGUUACUUAAGAUAGGAAUUUGGAUCUAGAUAUUAAGUAUUUAGGAACUACACCUGGGAAUUUCAUGGCAUUGUGAGACUGAAAUGCUCUUCCUGAGAUACGGGACUUGUAUAUUGGAAAUACACAAAUAUUAGGAAUAGAAAAGGCAUCUUGUUGUGAAAUGUUGCCAGGAUUAGAUGACAUUUCCAUACACACACCCCUUUUUAAGGGGUUGGUAUUUUUUAUCUUCCUGGGUUGGAUCAGUUUAAAUCAGCUUGGAGAGCUAAUGGUGGUCCCCUAUGGGCCAGAAGCAUGACUCUUGCUAUUGAGGAGUCAUGCCUUCAAUGUAGUGGGCCAAGUUCUAUAGAACUUGUUCCCAUUAAGCACAGUCCCUAUUAGGUUUCAAAUGCCAGGUUAAAAUGGUUUUAUUUCAGGAGAUCUUUGCACUAUGAAUGCAGUUCUCAUGUUUCUAUUUCUGAUGUUUUAAAUUCAAUUUCAUUCUGACUGAGCUGCUUUGAGAUAUAUAACGGAAAAGUAUAAAUUUCUUAAAUAGAGAGAUAAAUAAUUACACUUAGGUUCUGUGGAAAUUGGUAUGAAAAGUCAUGUCUUGGGUUGCAGUUAUUUAAAUGGGAGCUGAUUGCAGCUUAGUGUGGACCUAAUCUUGACUUUCCAUAAUGAUUAUGAACCAAUUAUUACAAAGGGUUUAAAAAAGCUCUGAUGUGGACCUGUUUUUCCUCCCAAAACUUUGUUUCGUGGCGAUUAUGCAGGCAAAAACAAGAGAGUUGGGAAACAGUUGGCAUCUCAGAAAAUCCUUCAGCUGCUUCAUCCGCAUGUGAAAAACUGGGGGUCCUUAUUGCGCAUGUAUGGGAGAGAGAGCAGUAAGAUGGUUAAGCAGGUAAGCUAUGUAUGCUUUGCUCUGUAAACUUUCUGAAUCGUUUUUUGUCUUCUUAUUAAAGCUAUGCAAUACUUAAAUUCAGUUCCUCAUAAUGAUGCUGUUUAAAUGCCAUGGUUGCAAACUCCUUAACAUUGAGACUGCUGUGUUGCAAAGACGCUGAUGUGAUCCAUAAGUUGAGUUUAUGCAGCAAAAACCCAUGAGGGAGUGCAAAUGCUUACACUGAGCCAUAAUCUGGGACCACAUGCAUACACCAACCCAGAAAGUGUUCCUCACAUGAGCGGCUGCAACAGUUAGUGUCCUGACAUUCUUAAAGUUUUAGGCACAGUUUGGCAGGCUGAAUAGAUCAGGAGGAAGAGCCCUUACAGCAUUACCUGUGUGUAAGAGAACUGGUGCAACUUGAGGGAUACCCUACUUCCAUCAUGUUGCCAUUUAUUUAUGAAAAUAUUUUCAUUCUACAAAAUGAAAGUACAAAAUCUCCAGCGUGGUUUCUUCUCCUAUAUUUAUCUAUUUACUUAAUAUAUAAGCAAACCACCACAAGGUGGCUUACAAUAAAACAGCUAAAACCACAAAACAAUUGAGAAAUAAUAUAAUUAACAAUAGAUAAAAGCAUAUACAGGGGCUGGGGGGGGGGAUCAGCAAUAAGUGUGCCAGAAUAAAAAGUCUUCAAAGAAUUAGAGGUUGCAAGAAAGGGGGCCCAAGUGAAGUUACCAGGGGAGGGAAUUCCACGACACUGGGGCCAUCAUUGCAAAAACCCUGUCCCUAGCACUCGCCAAUUUGCUCAGCCUUAGUAGUAAACAUAUAUUAUAAAAAUAACCUUCCUCUUGAAGAUGAAAAUGGGAGCUCUUUCUUUAGUCUUUCUGAUACUUUGUGAUACAGGAGACGUCUGAUAAAAGUGUGAUAGAGCUUCAGCAGUAUGCCAAAAAGAACAAGCCAAAUCUGCACAUUCUUAACAAGUUACAGGAAGAAAUGAAGAAGUUGGCACAAGAAAGGGUAAGUGCAUGAUUACUAAUUUUAAAAUUUGUUCAAUUCUGAGAACACGCAUGAAAGCUGUGUUUAUAUUUCUUGACAGUUUGACUUCAUGCGCAUUGCAGAAAUUUAAAGUUAAAUUUUGAAAGAACUAGUUUUUAUUCUUCUGUGAUGCUUUUUUCAGUUAACAAAUUCCUUACUGUUCAAACAAAGGUCACUAUGGUUAUCUAGGAUGCAAACACUUUGAAAUAUCUCCUGUGUUGUGACUGUUUAUAAUCUUGCUGUGAUGGCUUCUUCUUCUUCAUGACUGGUCUUUGUUCUUGCAUGGAAAUGGGGCUGUCACAGGGGGUUGGCAUGUCAGUUUUCCCUUACGGCCCAUCAGUAUAAACAACUUGCUUAGACUAUUGCUCUUUCUUUUUCUAAUCUUUGUAAUUCAGUUCUCUGUUAGCAAGUAUUCUGUAGGCAUAGGUUGAUUGCUGUUAAGCACUAAAAGAAAAUCUUCCCCCACCAAAUCAGAGGUUAAGUGUGAAAGGGGAGUUGCCACAUUUUCAUCUGUGAUCAAUUUCAGAUUCCCUUUGCAAAAGGGAACAUAGAGACUUGCACUAAAAAGUAGCCUUUGUGUCCUGCAUUUUCACAAUAUAGAUACUAAUCUCUUCCUUCUAGUAAUUAGGGUGCCAUGGGGCUAAAAGUAGAAAAUUCUGGUUUUUGAUCUGUUGAAAUGUUUUCAAAAUGUUGACACCAUCUAUGUGUACAAGUUUGUUUAUAAUUAUGGUUGGCUUCUUAUAUCUUUAAGGAGGAAACUCGAAAGAAACCCAAGAUGACAAUUGUCGAAUCUGCUCAACCUGGCAGUGAGCCUCUGUGUACUGUUGAUGUGUGA